Dromiciops gliroides (monito del monte) is the source of this 2649-nucleotide messenger RNA. Its product is annotated as dol-P-Glc:Glc(2)Man(9)GlcNAc(2)-PP-Dol alpha-1,2-glucosyltransferase-like. Bases 196 to 1608 code for a protein of 470 amino acids. Gene Ontology annotation, molecular function: dolichyl pyrophosphate Glc2Man9GlcNAc2 alpha-1,2-glucosyltransferase activity. NCBI's taxonomy places the organism in Eukaryota, Metazoa, Chordata, Mammalia, Microbiotheria, Microbiotheriidae. The transcript is spliced from 3 exons. Gene Ontology annotation, cellular component: endoplasmic reticulum. The record is from RefSeq and is a predicted model, not a curated record. Gene Ontology annotation, biological process: dolichol-linked oligosaccharide biosynthetic process; protein N-linked glycosylation.
ACAGCUACCCCGCAUAGCUCUUACUGCGUACUGUUCCCUUCUGUCGCCUGGUCUUCACGUGGGAUCUAUUGCUUUGUGUCUUGCGAGUUUCUCAACCACCCGCGCCUGCAGAGCCCGGGGUUCUGGUCUGUCAACCUAAAACUAGGACUUCCGGCACUGAAAAUUGACCUGGAGGCGCUAGACUUUUGGUUGAAAAUGGAGCAGCUUGAAGGCUACUAUUUCUCGGCAGCCCUAAGCUGUACUUUCCUGGUCUCUUGCUUCCUGUUCUCCCUCAUAAACCGGGCGCUGCGGGAGCCCUACAUGGACGAGAUUUUUCAUUUGCCACAGGCCCAGCGCUUCUGUUGGGGUUCCUUCCAGUGGGAUCCCAUGAUCACUACACUACCUGGUUUAUACCUGGUAUCUGUUGGAAUUGUAAAACCUGCCACUUGGAUCAUUGGAUGGUCUCAACAUGUAGUCUGCUCCAUAGGAAUGCUCAGAUUUGUUAAUCUACUCUUCAGCGUUGGCAAUUUCUAUUUACUCUAUUUACUUUUUUGCAAGUUACAACAGAAGAACAAGGCUAUCUCAAGUAUCCAGAGAAUUUUGUCAGCUUUAACGAUGGCAGUUUUUCCUACACUCUAUUUUUUUAACUUCCUUUACUAUACAGAAACAGGAUCCAUGUUUUUUGUUCUUUUUGCAUAUUUGAUGUGCCUUUAUGGUCAUCAUAAAACUUCAGCCCUCCUUGGAUUUUGUGGCUUCAUGUUUCGCCAGACAAAUAUUGUCUGGACUGUGUUCUGUGCAGGAAAUAUUAUUUCACAAAAGUUAAUGGAGGCUUGGAAGAUUGAGCUACAAAAAAAGGAAGAGAAACUUCCAUCCAUCAAAGGACCACUUUCAGCAUGUAAGAAGAUACUGUACUUUCUUUUCGAUUAUGCCAUGUCCUUUAGGAACUUGAGUAUACUUAUUGUUUUAACAUGGCCCUACAUACUUUUAAUAAUUGUAUUUAUUGCCUUUGUAGUUUUAAAUGGUGGAAUAGUUGUUGGUGAUAAGAGUAACCAUGAAGCCUGUAUGAAUUUUCCUCAGCUAUUCUACUUUUUUACUUUUACUCUCUUUUUUUCCUUCCCUCACCUUUUAUCCCCUGCAAAAAUUAAAACUUUUCUUCACUCAGUGUGGAGACACUGGGGGCAAUUUCUUGUACUUACAAUUGUCUCCUUAUUUUUAGUCUGGAAAUUCACUUAUGUUCAUAAGUAUUUGCUAGCAGACAACAGGCACUAUACAUUCUAUGUAUGGAAAAGAAUCUUCCAGAGACAUGACUCUGUAAAAUACUUGCUUGUUCCAUGCUAUUUGUUUUCUGGUUGGAGUAUUGCUGAUUCACUGAAAUCCAAAUCCAUUUUCUGGAACAUAAUGUUUUUCAUAUGCUUGUUUAUGGUCACGGUUCCUCAAAAACUUUUUGAGUUUCGUUACUUCAUAUUGCCUUAUAUAAUUUAUAGGCUUAACCUUCCUAUGCCACCUCUGCCCAAGCUACUUUGUGAAUUGGGUUUUUAUAUGAUUAUUAAUUUUGUAACAUUUUAUCUCUUCCUGAACAAGACAUUUCAAUGGCCAAAUAAUGAUAGUAUUCAAAGGUUUAUGUGGUGACCAAAUGAAUAUCUUGCUUCAUAUAAGCAAAUUUAUAUUUGGAACUUUUCCACAGUGAAGAUGGGACUUUAUUUAAUAGCAAGCCAGUUGGUGUUUAUGUGGUUAGACACAAUUGUGAAAUACAAUUUGCUCCACAUGAUGAAAUAUCGAAUUAACCUAAGUGUUUAAAGCCCUUUUAUUUACAUUAAUUAAUCAAGGAUGUCCACAAAUUAUGAAAAAAAAUGGAAAAUAAAAAAAUGUUUACAUUUACUUUGACAUAUCUUUAAAAUUUUUUCUAACUAUUAAAAAACACUAUAUACACUAAAGAAGGAUGAUUAUGCCUUAGUGGUACUAAAAGUUAUUUUAUUUUUGCAUCCACUAAAAAUAGCAAAAGAAAAGAAACUUCAGAUAUUUGCACCUGAUUAGAUUGUGGGUGGCUUCAAAGACUUCAAAUAUUUCAGCAUUGGAGAGGUUUAGGAAUCAGAUUAUAAUUAGCGUUUAAUAUAUAUGUGUAUAGUGUAGACCUUUCACAUAUUCUCAUUUUGAAAAUGUCAUGACUAAAGCUAAAUUGCACUGAUACUUAUUAAAAAGAGAAAUGGGGUCAUCGAGAUAUAUUACCAAAGAAGUCUUAGAAUCAAUCUCUUUAUAAGAGUUUUAAAAAUACAAAAGUUUCCUUUCUUGAAUCAUUUAAUUGCCACUGUCUUAGGUAAAGAAAGAUGUAGACAAGAUGACUUUUUGAGGUCCUUUUGAUCUGGUAAUUAUAUACUACAGUGGGAACUUAUAAAGCCCAGUUUUAACUAGUAGUUAAUUUAGUUUCUUGUGGGGGUUUUUUUUGACACAUUGUGUAAAUCCUUUUGCAUUAUUCUUUUAAACCAUUUUCACAUUUUCCAAACUGAUUUGAGGAUUUUGUUGCAUGGAGAAAUAGCUGUAUUUUUAUAUAAUUUGUAUUAUCUUUCUGUGAGAGAUUCUUUUUACUUCCCUUUUUAUUUAAUCACUGGGUUUGGAAAGGUAUUUUGCAUAUGUUACUGCAAAUUAUUAUUAUUAUUAUUAUUAUUAAAUAAA